AUGGGGAACACCCUCAGAGCCCUGGUGGCUUUCAUCCCUGCUGACCGCUGCCAGAACUACGUGGUGGGAGACCUCCGGGAGAUGCCGCUGGACAGGACGGUGGAUCUGAGCGGGAGGCAGCUCCGCCGCUGCCCCGGGCACGUGUGCUCCUUCGGGGAGCUGGUCAAGCUCUACCUGAGCGACAACCACCUCAACAGCCUGCCGCCGGAGCUGGGGCAGCUGCAGAGGCUGCAGAUCCUGGCCUUGGACUUCAACAACUUCAAGGCCCUGCCCCAGGUGGUGUGCACCUUGAAGCAGCUCUGCAUCCUCUACCUGGGCAACAACCAGCUCUGCGACCUCCCCGGGGAGCUGAGCCUGCUCCAGAACCUCCGCACCCUGUGGAUCGAGGCCAACUGCCUCCCCCGGCUGCCGGACGUGGUCUGCGAGCUGCGGCUGCUGAAGACCCUGCACGCGGGCUCCAAUGCCCUGCGGCGCCUGCCGGGCCAGCUCCGGCGCCUCCGGGAGCUCAGGACCAUCUGGCUCUCAGGCAACCUGCUGGCCGACUUCCCCCCGGUGCUGCUUCACAUGCCCUUCCUGGAGGUGAUCGACGUGGACCGGAACGGCAUCCGGUGCUUCCCCAGCCUGGCCCACCUGUCGGGGCUGAAGCUGGUCAUCUACGACCACAAUCCUUGCAGGAACGCGCCCAAGGUGGCCCAAGGUGUGCGCCGCGUGGGGAAGUGGGCAGAGGAGACGCCGGAGCCCGACCCCAGAAAAGCCAGGCGCUACGCGUUGGUGGAGGAGGACAGCCCGGAGUCUCCGGCACCUGCCCCAGCCCCUCCUCCACUGCCUCCUCCCAACGCCUGA
Carlito syrichta (Philippine tarsier) is the source of this 843-nucleotide messenger RNA. It is a transcript of the gene LRRC10, whose product is annotated as leucine rich repeat containing 10. The coding region runs from base 1 to 843 and encodes 280 amino acids. NCBI's taxonomy places the organism in Eukaryota, Metazoa, Chordata, Mammalia, Primates, Tarsiidae. Gene Ontology annotation, molecular function: protein binding. The record is from RefSeq and is a predicted model, not a curated record. The transcript has a single exon.